AUGUCGUUCAAACGUCUCUGCUCGGCGGCGUACUCUCGGGCCGAGAGCGUCUUCCGGUGGCCCGAUAGACUCCGGUUCCUGCGCGGCUACUUCGCGAUCGCCGGUGGCUGCAUCGUCCACCUCACGCUCGGCACCGUCUACACGUUCGGGAACCUAGCUCCGUACAUCGUCUCCUACAUACGCCAGCGUUCCCACCCGGCCGAGCUCCAACCGGGCACCGCAGCGUGGAUCUACGCCUUGGCCCUGGGAGGCCAGGGGUUCAGCAUGUUCUUCGGAGGGCUCAUGGAGAAACGAAUCGGACCUCGUCUCAGCACGCUCAUAGGGUGCGGGAUCAUGAGUCUGGGCGUCCUGCUGACCUACGUAGCGGUGCAAGUGUCGUUCUGGCUCGUGCUGUUUACGUAUGGAGUUCUCUUCGGGUUGGGGGUCGGGAUCGCCUACGUGGGUCCGCUGGCCUGUGCCAUGCGCUGGAUGCCGCGCUGGAAGGGAGUCAUGGCCGGCUUGGUCCUGGCGGGGUUCGGUCUAGGCGCCCUCGUCUUUACGCCGGUUCAGACCGUCUUUAUCAACCCGCGCAACAGACGCGCCGAAGACGGCAUUUUUCAGGACGCCGACGUUUUGGAUCGCGUCCCGUCCGUGUUUCUCCUUCUGGGCGGCAUUUACAUCGUGCUACAGAUAGUGGGGAGUCUCCUAAUAGUCAAUCCGCCGGAGCCUGACACGGAGGAAGUGCUCACACCGCAGGAGAGCAAUGAUGAACAAGAGAGCAUUGCAAGCAGAGCCGAGAAAUUUUUCAGUCGUCGGAACAGCGACUCCUCCGCUGGUGACAGUCGAGAGAAUUUCCCUGCCUCUCAGAACCUUGAUUAUUCCCCUGAGCCUGAAUUGGGAAGUCCCUCUGGUGACGAGAGAGAAACAAACGAAGAGUCCAGGCUCGUUCCCACAGACCUCAACCUUCAACAAGAUGUGGACAAGAAGAAAGGAGAGAGGAAGCGCCGUCGUUUCAGUCCUCACCAAGAGAACAUGAGAGUGUUCUCGAAAUCAAAAGAGCCUGACUUGGAGAGCUCGAUUGGGUCCACUGCCUCGCUGCGCUCCUCUACCUCAUCUCAGAAUGUAACGUUUGACUCUAAACCGCUCCAAAUGCUAAAAAAGUUAAACUUUUACUUUCUGUGGAUCAUGAUGCUCAUGGCUGGAUUUGCGGUGGUUUUCACCGCCACACUCUACAAGUUUUUUGGACUUUCGUUCAUUAACGACGAUCACUUCCUCGCAAUUGUAGGAUCUGCAGCUUCAAUCUGCAACUGUGCCGGGCGCAUUGUAUGGGGACUCAUUGCUGACAAAGUGUCUUACAAAUUCUCACUUGUUCUACAGUCAGGGAUAAUGUCCAUAUUUCUCCUUACUUUCUAUGCCACGAGUGCAGUCGGAAAGUCCACCUACUUCAUUUGGGUCUGCGUCAUAUUUUUCUGCAUCGGAGGUGUCUUCUCCGUUUUUCCAACAGCCAUUGCUCGGAGUUUUGGAUCAAAAUACAUGAGCGUCAACUACGGACUUCUUUUCACGUCGCAGAUAUUUUCCGGCGUGGUGGCAGCUCUGCUGUUUACGACGGUGCAGCACGUGCUUGGCUGGAUGGGAAUGAUAUUCCUGGUGAGUGGAGUGUGCCUCAUAGGGUUUGUGUUCACCCUCCUGUUUCAGCCAAAACGCUAUGUUAUCUUGGAUCUGGGUGGAAUCUAGCUUUUGUGUGAGUGUGUUCAUAUGGCUAUCAUUUCAUAAACACGCAAUUA
Molecule: messenger RNA, 1763 nt
Organism: Geodia barretti
Lineage: Eukaryota; Metazoa; Porifera; Demospongiae; Tetractinellida; Geodiidae
Source: the annotation of a GenBank genome assembly